Messenger RNA from Helianthus annuus (common sunflower), 5405 nucleotides. RefSeq names its product ferredoxin-dependent glutamate synthase, chloroplastic. The transcript is spliced from 31 exons. Bases 198 to 5051 code for a protein of 1617 amino acids. Gene Ontology annotation, biological process: ammonia assimilation cycle. Gene Ontology annotation, molecular function: glutamate synthase (NADH) activity. The record is from RefSeq and is a predicted model, not a curated record. NCBI's taxonomy places the organism in Eukaryota, Viridiplantae, Streptophyta, Magnoliopsida, Asterales, Asteraceae.
CAAUUUCCCCAAAUUUCCAUUUUAUCUAUCUUCUCUUCACAUCCUUCAUUCUCCACACAAUUCAUUUUCCCCCUUUACUCUCUCUCUCAUCACUCUCUCUCUCUCUCUCUCAUCAUCUUCUUCUUCACUCUGUAGACCUACCUACAUGUUCUUCUUCUUCUUCCUGUUUGUUUGAAUCUGAAUCUGAUAUUAUUAGUAUGUCUCUUCAGUCUGUUGCUCAUGUUAAUGGCUGCUGCUUGAAACCUACCUCUGUUUUCGCCUCCAAACGUGACAUUUUGUUUACCGAUUUUGUUAAUUUUGGCGCGAAACGGAGUAAUCGGAGGUUGAUCGGUGCUGGUGCGGCUGCUUCCAAGGGUUUUGGAAGGUUACAGAAGGAUAGGUUUUGGUCGAAUUCGAUCAAAUCGGUGCUUGAUUUUGAUCGUGUUGAGUCAAAACAGUCAGAUGAUUCAAAACCUAAGGUUGCAAAUUUGAAAGACAUAUUAGCCGAAAGAGGGGCAUGUGGGGUUGGGUUUAUCGCUAAUUUGGACAACAAAGGGUCUCACCAGAUAGUUCAAGAUGCACUUACAGCUCUUGGAUGUAUGGAACAUAGGGGUGGGUGUGGGGCCGAUAACGAUUCGGGUGAUGGGUCGGGUGUGAUGACUUCAAUUCCAUGGGAAUUUUUCAACAACUGGGCUGCAAAGGAGGGGAUUGCUCCCUUUGAUCAAUUGCAUACAGGGGUGGGAAUGGUAUUUCUUCCACAAGAUGAAAAACUUAUGGAACAAGCCAAAUCUGUUAUUGAAAGUAUCUUCAAACAAGAGGGUCUUGAGGUGCUUGCAUGGAGGUCUGUACCCAUCAAUACGCCUAUUGUUGGUUUCUACGCAAGAGAAACAAUGCCAAACAUACAACAAGUUUUCGUUAAAAUCAACAAAGAAGACGAUAUUGAUGAUAUUGAACGGGAAUUUUACAUAUGCCGUAAAUUGAUUGAAAAAAAGGCUAGUUCGGAAACAUGGGGAAAUGAACUUUAUUUCUGUUCCUUAUCAAAUCGAACCAUAGUUUACAAAGGCAUGCUUCGGUCUGAGGUUCUUGGAAAAUUUUACUAUGAUCUCCAAAGUGAAGAUUAUAAAUCGUCUUUUGCAAUUUACCACCGGAGAUACAGUACAAACACGAGUCCUCGGUGGCCACUUGCUCAACCAAUGAGGCUAUUAGGUCAUAACGGGGAGAUUAAUACCAUACAGGGAAACCUAAACUGGAUGCAAUCUCGAGAAAAUUCGAUGAAGUCACCUGUAUGGCGGGGUCGCGAAAAUGAAAUUCGUCCUUUUGGAAAUCCCCGGGGAUCUGACUCAGCAAAUCUUGACAGUGCAGCAGAAUUGUUCAUACGAAGUGGCCGUACUCCUGAGGAAUCUAUGAUGAUUCUUGUUCCUGAGGCAUACAAAAAUCAUCCAACUUUGUCAAUCAAAUAUCCCGAGGUUGUUGAUUUCUACAACUAUUACAAGGGUCAAAUGGAGGCUUGGGAUGGCCCCGCUUUACUCCUAUUUAGUGACGGGAAGACAGUUGGAGCUUGUCUUGAUCGAAAUGGUCUUCGACCUGCUAGAUAUUGGCGGACUGAUGACAAUGUUGUCUAUGUUGCAUCAGAGGUGGGAGUUCUACCAAUUGACGAUUCAAAAGUUACAAUGAAAGGGCGUUUAGGUCCAGGGAUGAUGAUAACUGUUGAUCUAAUCAAUGGUCAGGUUUAUGAGAAUACAGAGGUUAAGAAACGAGUUGCUUUAUCAAGUCCUUAUGGAAAGUGGAUAGCUGAAAACAUGAGAACUUUGGAGCCUGCAAAUUUCCUCUCAUCCCCAACUAUGGAGAAUGAAACAAUAUUGCGUCAUCAACAGGCUUUCGGUUACUCUAGUGAGGAUGUUCAAAUGGUUAUUGAAAGCAUGGCUUCAGAAGGGAAGGAACCUACAUUUUGCAUGGGAGAUGAUAUUCCGUUAGCUGUAUUAUCUCAAAAGUCACAUAUGCUUUAUGAUUAUUUCAAACAACGGUUUGCUCAGGUCACAAAUCCUGCAAUUGAUCCACUUCGAGAAGGAUUAGUGAUGUCACUGGAAGUGAAUCUUGGUAAGCGUGGGAACAUAUUAGAAGUCGGACCUGAGAAUGCCUCUCAGGUGACUUUGUCCAGCCCUGUGCUUAAUGAAAGUGAGCUUGAAUCGUUAUACAAGGAUCCAUUUUUGAAAGCUCAAACUAUACCGACAUUCUUCGACAUACGAAAGGGGCUUGAUGGUUCGUUGGAGAAAACACUGAAUAGGAUCUGUGAAGCUGCUGAUGAUGCUGUUAGAAAUGGUUGCCAACUUCUUGUUCUCUCUGACAGAGCUGAUGAACUAGAAGCGACACGCCCAGCUGUCCCUAUACUUCUUGCUGUAGGUGCGGUCCACCAGCAUUUAAUACAAAACGGGCUGCGAAUGUCUGCUUCAAUUGUUGCCGACACUGCUCAAUGCUUCAGUACUCAUCACUUUGCUACUUUGAUUGGAUAUGGUGCAAGUGCUGUAUGCCCUUACUUGGCAUUUGAGACAUGUCGACAAUGGCGUUUGAGCAAGAAAACUUUAAACCUUAUGCGGAAUGGGAAAAUGCAAAUGGUUACAAUUGAAAAGGCUCAAAACAACUUCAAAAAGGCGAUUAAUGCUGGUUUAAUGAAAAUUUUAUCCAAAAUGGGAAUUUCAUUACUGUCAAGUUAUUGUGGUGCACAAAUUUUUGAGAUUUACGGUUUGGGAAAAGAAGUUGUCGAUAUUGCAUUUACCGGGAGUGUGUCAAAUAUUGGUGGAUUGACUCUUGAUGAGCUUGCAAGAGAGACUUUGUCAUUUUGGGUUAAGGCUUUUUCUGAGGAAACAGCUAAAAGACUUGAAAAUUAUGGAUUUAUACAAAUGAGACCCGGAGGGGAAUAUCAUGGAAACAACCCUGAGAUGUCAAAACUGCUCCAUAAAGCUGUUCGUGAAAAACGUGAAAGUGCAUAUGCAAUUUACCAGCAGCAUUUGGCUAACCGACCCAUCAAUGUUAUCCGCGAUCUUUUUGAAUUUAAGAGUGAUCGAGCUCCAAUUCCAGUGGGAAAGGUGGAAUCUGCAGCAUCUAUCGUUGAGCGUUUUUGUACAGGUGGCAUGUCUCUAGGGGCUAUUUCCAGGGAAACCCAUGAAGCAAUUGCCAUUGCAAUGAAUAGGAUAGGCGGGAAAUCUAAUUCUGGAGAAGGUGGUGAGGAUCCCAUUCGUUGGACCCCACUUUCUGAUGUUGUUGAUGGAUACUCUCCUACACUGCCACAUCUUAAAGGUCUUCAAAACGGAGAUCUUGCUACAAGUGCCAUCAAGCAGGUUGCAUCAGGGCGGUUCGGUGUGACUCCAACGUUUUUGGUCAAUGCUGACCAAAUAGAAAUCAAAAUAGCUCAAGGAGCAAAACCAGGUGAAGGUGGUCAACUGCCAGGAAAAAAAGUCAGCGCAUAUAUCGCAAGAUUACGUAAUUCGAAACCUGGAGUCCCUCUUAUAUCUCCACCUCCACAUCAUGACAUUUACUCCAUUGAAGAUCUUGCUCAAUUGAUAUUCGACCUUCAUCAGAUCAAUCCUAAGGCUAAAGUAUCCGUCAAGCUUGUGGCGGAAGCUGGUAUUGGCACUGUGGCUUCUGGAGUUGCAAAGGGUAAUGCCGAUAUCAUACAGAUAUCAGGGCACGAUGGUGGGACCGGUGCGAGUCCAAUAAGUUCGAUUAAGCAUGCUGGUGGUCCUUGGGAACUUGGUCUCACUGAAACGCAUCAGACUCUAAUUACAAAUGGUCUUAGAGAACGGGUUAUUCUUAGAGUUGACGGUGGUUUCAAAAGUGGAUUUGAUGUUCUAAUGGCUGCUGCAAUGGGUGCUGAUGAAUAUGGUUUUGGUUCAAUUGCUAUGAUUGCUACAGGAUGUGUUAUGGCCCGUAUCUGCCACACAAAUAACUGUCCAGUAGGUGUUGCCAGUCAGCGAGAAGAAUUACGAGCUCGUUUUCCUGGUGUGCCUGGUGAUCUUGUGAACUACUUUUUGUAUGUUGCUGAGGAGGUUAGAAGCACGUUGGCUCAACUGGGGUAUGAAAAGCUUGAUGACAUUAUCGGACACACAGAAUUAUUAAGACCUCGAGACAUUUCAUUAGUUAAAACUCAGCAUCUUGAUCUUAGCUAUGUCCUUUCGAAUGUCGGGAUCCCGAAAUGGACCAGCACAACUAUUAGGAAGCAGGAUUCUCAUAGUAACGGUCCUGUUCUCGAUGACAUUAUACUUUCUGACAUAGAGAUAUCAGAUGCGAUUGAAAAUGAGAAAGUGGUGAAUAAAACAUUCAAGAUAUACAAUGUGGAUCGCGCUGUUUGUGGCCGGGUAGCAGGUGCUGUUGCAAAGAAGUACGGAGACACUGGUUUUGCUGGGCAGCUAAACAUAAGAUUUGAAGGAAGUGCGGGACAAUCGUUUGGGUGUUUCCUUACACCUGGAAUGAACAUACGACUAGUAGGAGAAGCCAAUGAUUAUGUUGGAAAGGGUAUGGCUGGUGGUGAAUUGGUUGUUACACCCGUUGAGAAAACCGGUUUUAUCCCUGAAGAAGCUGCAAUUGUUGGAAAUACGUGUUUGUACGGAGCAACUGGUGGCCAACUUUUCGUUAGAGGCAAAACUGGGGAACGCUUUGCGGUCCGUAAUUCGCUUGCUCAAGCGGUGGUCGAGGGCACCGGAGAUCAUUGUUGUGAGUACAUGACUGGCGGCUGUGUGGUUGUCCUCGGAAAGGUUGGCCGGAAUGUGGCAGCUGGUAUGACCGGAGGUUUGGCGUAUCUUCUUGAUGAUGACGAUACCCUCAUUCCCAAGAUAAACAAAGAGAUUGUGAAGAUCCAGAGAGUGGUUGCACCUGUGGGGCAGAUGCAGCUGAAGAGCCUUAUUGAAGCACAUGUUGAAAAAACCGGGAGCACCAAAGGUGCGGGUAUCUUGAAAGAGUGGGACAAAUAUUUACCUCUAUUUUGGCAGUUGGUGCCACCUAGUGAGGAAGACACACCCGAGGCUUGUGCUGAAUAUGAACCAACGGCAGCCGGGCAGGUGACCGUGCAAUCUACAUAAAACCCACCAGUUUCUGCAUCUCCAUGUUUAGUUGAAAACGAUUCUUUUGACACGGCCAAGUAGAUUCAUUCAGGUUUGACUCGAGUGAUGGUCAAAGGCGUUAGUAAUGACGUCUGAAGAUUAUGGUGAAAAAAGUUGUUGAUGUUUCGUUUGGUCUAGUCUGGUUGGUUGAAAACAUACCCCUUUGAAGGUGUGAAAAUGUAUAGACCAUAGAGAUGGUGCAAGAAAUGUAAAUUCUUAGGGUAAAAUACUUGAAUAAAUGAACUUUUGUGCAAGGAUUGGAGCACUAUAAUCCUUGUAUAUGUAUGUGCAUAUGUGGUAUUGCUACAUCACAUACCUCAUUUUAUAUUUUCA